UUCCCCUAUCGCAAGUUGUCAUUUAUAGAAAAUGAACCUAGAGUCGGUCUUGGGUACUCUAGAAACCACUGGUUAUGUCGGCCAUGUGGUAAGUACAGAAGAAGCAAUGAUACUCCACAAUUCCCUGUUGAUUCUCCAAAAUGAAAACCAUUUUCGCAACACAUUUUUCUGGGGACGCAUUCUAGGUGUUGAACAAGACUACUAUAUUGCUUUCGGCUAUGUUUCUGACGCUUUAAAAGGAAGAGUUUACUACUAUAGUAGAGAUUGCCUGAACUGGGGACUUCUGCCAAACCCAACCAAGUAUGCCAAGAAAGUAACACCGUUCUGCAACACGAGAUUUCAAGGGGAUCCAGCUUUGGUUAUCGAUGUGCUGAUUGAAAAAGAAGAGACGACAUGGGAUACGACCUUGAAGAAACCUGAAAUCAGGAAACUGAAAGAAGAGGAUAGACUAUCUGCAACUGUCCAUACGAUUACAGAAGAAGCCGCUGUGCUACCACGUGGUGCUUUAUUCACUAGGCCUGAUGGAACAGUAGUGGAAAAUCUCAGUUUUGAAGGAUUAAGAUUAUUGGAUGCGCGUGAGCUGAGUUCAUAUCAGCACUAUCGAAUGCCAACGAGAAAAUGGAACACCAAUUUGCUAACUCGGGAUGAUUAUAACUAUGCCACUGAUUUCCUGGACCCCUUGGAUAUAGAUAUACCAGAAGGUUGUUGGCAGAUACAAAUCUUAGCUGGAGAUACUAUAGCAAUAGUCAAAUCUUUGUAUUGGCCUGGUUUGUAUUUUUAUCAUGUUGUAGAAACGCCAAGAUAUGGCUUCGUUUAUUUUGGGACUGGAAAAAAGUGUUUGGACACCGCUUUCAUGCUUUUACCUGCAACUUAGUUCUUAUUGAAUCUACUGUUUGUAUGAUGAAUGAUUAUGAUUUUAAGAAGAUUAUUAAAGUGAACCUACUGUAGCAACA
Messenger RNA from Coccinella septempunctata (seven-spotted ladybird), 953 nucleotides. RefSeq names its product radial spoke head protein 9 homolog (gene Rsph9). Gene Ontology annotation, biological process: motile cilium assembly; cilium movement involved in cell motility; axoneme assembly. Gene Ontology annotation, cellular component: radial spoke; axoneme. The record is from RefSeq and is a predicted model, not a curated record. The transcript has a single exon. Lineage: Eukaryota; Metazoa; Arthropoda; Insecta; Coleoptera; Coccinellidae. Bases 32 to 874 code for a protein of 280 amino acids.